AUGGCGGCAGCCGCAAGCAAUGAGAGAACGGGCCAGCCGUGGGCAGACAAGUACAAGCCGCAGUGUAUCGCGCAGAUGUGCUACCCCGUCUGCGCAAAUAAGCUAAAGGCGUGGAUUGAGGGAUUUGACGCAGGGAGCUCCAAGACAAGCGGUGCACUCCUCUCUGGUCCCCCUGGUGUGGGAAAGACUACAUCUGUCUACGCCGUGGCGAGAGAAUUGGGUCGUGUUGUGGUUGAAUACAAUGCUAGUGACUUCCGCAGUCGCAAAUCACUCCGUGAGCAUGUGACAGACGUCAUCAACAACCGUGCCUUCAGCAGCAGCGCUUCGUCGUAUGCCAAAAUCAUUCUUCUUAUGGAUGAGGUAGACGGCUGCGACAUUGGAGGUGUGGGAGAAGUUAUUCAAAUGAUAAAGACGACCACAAUACCGAUUGUGUGUACAUGCAAUGACCGCUGGCAUCCGAAGCUCCGUUCUUUGUUGAACCAUGUGGAGGACAUCCGCGUCAGUCGGCCCCCAUGCAACAUUGUCGCCAACUACAUUUGCGACAAGGUGCUUGCCCGUGAAGGCAUUUCCCUCUCGAAGCAACUUCUGCAGGAUAUCAUCCAACGUUCUGGGAGCGACAUUCGAAGCAUGCUCAACAACUUGCAAAUGUGGUGUGUGAAUCGCACCACGCUGGAGCAGAAAACCCUUGCGGAGUGUGCUGUGCAGUCUGCAAAGGACGGUGAUGUUGGCCUCUUCGAAGCGGCAGAGAUGUUCCUGCUGCAGGGCACAUCAAGGGGGAAGCACCGCUCCAUUGAGGAGCUCCAGUCCGCCUUUUAUAACUCGGAUCUGGUAGAUUUAUUCGUGCAGGAAAAUUACAUUCAUUUUAGGCCGGAGGGUCGUGACUGGAUGAGCGCAGUAGCGGAGGCAGCGGCGUCCAUCUCGUUUGCUGAUGAUGUGCAGCGCAUCAUGUACUACGAGCAGAACUGGUCUGUUUCCCGCGCCUACGUGCAGUUGUCAAGCAUUGCCCCCUGUGCUAUGACACGUGGACAUUACGAGUCGUUUCUGUCAGGGCAGCAGGUCUUUUUUGACCGUCAGCGCCCAGUGAAGUUUCCGUCAUGGCUCGGGCAGAACUCUUCCGCCAACAAGAAUAAAAGACUCCUCCGCUGCUUAACCCUACAAGCGUCACACCACACGAAGGGUAUUAGUGGCAACCAGGAGGACGUUCUGCUUGACUACAUACCGAUGGGGUGGGAAGCUGCCUUGACACGGCCACUCGCUGAGGAGGGUAAGAAUGCCAUUGGGGAGGUAAUUAAAUUCAUGGAUCAGUACCACAUUAUGCGAGAUGACUGGGAGUUUAUCCAGGCUGCAUCACACUUUAAGAAGAUGCAGUCAUCCCCCAGUAACGCUAGCGUAGCGGAAAUACCCACAGCUGUCAAGUCUGCAUUUACACGGGAGUUUAACAAGACGCACCACACCGAGAGUUUUGCAAAGGGGGCACUGCAGCACAUGGGUGUAGACGCUAUGAGCGAUGAAAACGAGGGGGAUGGUGACGACGUGACUAGAAAGGCAGUAGCUACAGCUGCAUCAAAAAAGAAGAAGGCGCCGGUGGUGAAGAAGACGGCUAAGAAAGAGACGACGGAUAAGCCAAAGGCGAAGCGGCAGCCUGCCAAGGCGAAGAAGUCAACAGGCAAACGUGGUAAAAAGGCAGCAUCAGCAUCUGACUCGGAAGAGGAGUUUGUCGUGGGCAGCUCGGAUGAUGACUAG
Messenger RNA from Trypanosoma grayi, 1743 nucleotides. RefSeq names its product replication factor C, subunit 1. Gene Ontology annotation, molecular function: ATP binding; DNA clamp loader activity; DNA binding. Gene Ontology annotation, biological process: DNA repair; DNA replication. The coding region runs from base 1 to 1743 and encodes 580 amino acids. The record is from RefSeq and is a predicted model, not a curated record. The transcript has a single exon. NCBI's taxonomy places the organism in Eukaryota, Euglenozoa, Kinetoplastea, Trypanosomatida, Trypanosomatidae. Gene Ontology annotation, cellular component: nucleus; DNA replication factor C complex.